Opisthocomus hoazin is the source of this 760-nucleotide messenger RNA. The record is from RefSeq and is a predicted model, not a curated record. Lineage: Eukaryota; Metazoa; Chordata; Aves; Opisthocomiformes; Opisthocomidae.
GGAGCACAAGCCUUUAAAAAUGCACUGCAAGAGUUGUGCAUUGGUUACCAGCUCUGGACACCUUCUGGGAAGUAAACAAGGUGACAGAAUCGACGAGACGGAGUGCGUAAUACGAAUGAAUGACGCGCCUACUCGAGGUUAUGGAAAAGAUGUUGGUAACAAAACGAGCCUUCGAGUCAUUGCACACUCCAGUAUUCAGAGGAUUUUGCGAAAUCGCAAUGAACUCUUAAAUAUGAGCCAUGGUGCUGUGUUUAUCUUCUGGGGUCCUAGCAGCUACAUGAGGAGAGAUGGUAAAGGCUUAGUGUAUAAUAACCUGCAGCUGAUGAAUCAGAUACUGCCUCAAUUAAAAGCAUAUAUGAUUUCUCGCCACAAGAUGCUUCAAUUUGAUGAGCUUUUUAAAAGAGAAACUGGAAAAGACAGGAAGAUAUCCAACACUUGGCUUAGCACGGGCUGGUUCACAAUGACUAUCGCCUUAGAGCUCUGUGACAGGAUAAAUGUUUAUGGCAUGGUGCCACCGGAUUUCUGCAGGGAUCCUAAUCAUCUUUCAGUACCUUAUCAUUAUUAUGAACCUUUGGGACCUGAUGAAUGCACAAUGUACAUUUCACACGAGCGGGGACGAAAGGGCAGUCAUCAUCGCUUCAUCACAGAGAAACGAGUGUUUGAGAACUGGGCACGGACAUUCAAUAUUCACUUUUUCCAACCAGACUGGAAACCAGAACCACUCACUGUGAAUCACCCCGAGAUUAAACCGGUGGUCUGA